AUGUCGACGCCAGCCGAGACCGAGUCUCCAGCGCCUCCAGUUGCGCCAGAGGAGCGCAUCGUGAACGCAAACGCGACUCCCCAGCAAGAGACAUCACCUGAAGCAGACCUAAAAGAGGCGGACCAGACUGCCAAAGCUAUUCCCCCAGCCGAUGAAGCCAACAGCAACGAACCAAACCGCAAUGAAUCAACCAGCUCCACCAAAGAUGCUGAGGAGACAGUCCCUUCCCCCAGAGAAAGCUCACCCUCCCCAUCACAAAGCUCAUCCGACGAAGAAGGCGAAGUCUCCGAAUCAGAAGCCGACCACGACCACCCACCACUCCCCAACGAACCCCUCCCCGGCAACUGCCCCCCAUUACCAAACGAGCCCCUGCCAGGAGCAGACAACAACAACUCCUCAGCCCUCCCCGCCGAACCCACACCAGUCCCCGAACCGGCAGACGACGGCUGGGAAUACCACUGGAACCCAAACGACAACCAGUACUGGUUCUAUAAUCGCUUCAGCAAUCACUGGCAGCUCGAAAACCCCCGCCAAUCCACCACCGUCCCUCAAACCGCCCCACCCACGGCAUCAACACCCCCCCAAACGGACCCUACCUCCAUCUCCAACCCAACCUCCAUCGCAGGAGGCUACAACCCCGCCAUUCACGGCUCAUACGAUGAAAACGCCUGGUAUGCCGUCAACGCGAGGGCGCUGCAGCAACAAGCGGAGCAGAGUGUUAUCCCACCUGCACCGGCGGAGUAUGCUGUGGGCGGUUACUUUAAUAAACAGACGGGGCAGUGGCAGAUGCCGGAGCAGGGGGCCGAGAGGCAUUCGGAUGAGCAGAAGAGCAGGAGGCAGCUGAAUGCUUUUUUUGAUGUGGAUGCUGCGGCGAAUAUGCAUGAUGGGAGGAGCUUGAAGGCGGAGAGGGCGGGGAAGAAGCCGAGUAAGAAGGAGCUGAGGGAGUUCAAGGAGAAGAGGAGGGCGAGGAAGGAAGAGAAGAGGAGGGCUUGGUUGAGGGAUUAG
Molecule: messenger RNA, 1005 nt
Organism: Podospora bellae-mahoneyi
Lineage: Eukaryota; Fungi; Ascomycota; Sordariomycetes; Sordariales; Podosporaceae
Exons: 1
Coding region: 1-1005 (334 amino acids)
Source: RefSeq, a predicted model, not a curated record